AUGGACGAGUGGAAACCCAACCCUGCCAUCAAGCCCCACAAGAAGCGGAGCUGGUACCUUGCCUGGAAGUACAAGCUGAUGAACCAGCGCGCGCUGCGGAAGCUGUGCCAGACAGGUGCUGUCCUUUUCCUGCUUGUGACUGUGAUUGUGAACAUCAAGCUGAUCUUGGACACGAGGAGAGCUGCUUAUGAGGAAGAAGAGGAGUCUGCACAGGACUACGAUGAUGAGAUGCUGAAUGUGGAGGUCCCCAGGCACCCUGUCAGCAACAAGAAGGUCUUGGAUGUCGAGGUGUACUCCAGCAGGUCGAAGGUCUACGUGGCUGUGGAUGGGACAACAGUGCUGGAAGAUGAGGCUCGGGAGCAGGGAAGAGGGAUCCACGUCAUUGUCUUAAAUCAGGCCACGGGUCACGUGAUGGCCAAGAGGGUUUUUGACACCUAUUCUCCCCAUGAAGAUGAAGCCAUGGUACUUUUCCUCAACAUGGUUGCACGGGGCCGGAUCCUGAUCUUCACCAUUAAGGAUGAAGGCUCCUUUCACCUCAAGGACACAGCCAAGAAUGUCCUGAAAAGUCUGGGGAGCCAAGUUGCACCAUUCCUGAGCUGGAGAGACAUGUGGACAUUUGUGGGGAAGAAGGGAGGGGAAGUAUAUGGGGAGAAGCACGCCAAGUCACCUGCCCUCUCAACGUGGGGUGACCCUGUACUGCUGAAGACAGAAGUUCAUCUGACAUCUGUGGAAGAAGCUGAGUGCCAUUGGCCCGGAAAGAGGUUCUGCAGCAAAGUGGAAGGUUAUGGAAGUGUCUGCAGCUGCAAAGACCCCACACCCAUUGAGUUCAACCCUGAUCCUCUCAAAGACAAUAAAGUCUUUGAUGUGCCUGUAGCUGUUAUUGCAGGGAACCGCCCCAACUACCUGUACAGGAUGCUGCGCUCCUUGCUCUCGGCUCAGGGUGUCAAUCCACAGAUGAUCACAGUCUUCAUCGAUGGAUACUAUGAGGAGCCAAUGGAUGUUGUGGAGCUGUUUGGCCUCUCAGGAAUCCAGCAUACCCCUAUCAGCAUUAAAAAUGCCAGAGUUUCCCAGCACUACAAAGCCAGUCUGACUGCAACCUUCAACCUGUUCCCGGAUGCUAAAUUUGCUGUGGUUCUGGAGGAAGACCUUGACAUUUCUGUUGACUUCUUCAGCUUUCUGAGCCAGUCAAUACACCUUUUGGAGGAAGACGAGAGCCUGUACUGCAUCUCAGCUUGGAAUGACCAGGGCUAUGAGCACACAGCUGAGGACCCCUCGCUCCUGUACCGUGUGGAGACCAUGCCAGGCCUGGGCUGGGUGCUCCGCAAGAGCCUGUACAAGGAUGAGCUGGAGCCAAAGUGGCCAACCCCUGAAAAGCUCUGGGACUGGGACAUGUGGAUGCGGAUGCCGGAGCAGCGGAAGGGCCGGGAAUGCAUCAUCCCUGACAUCUCGCGCUCCUACCACUUCGGCAUCGUGGGGCUUAACAUGAACGGCUACUUCCACGAAGCCUAUUUCAAGAAGCACAAGUUCAACACAGUUCCAAACGUCCAGUUUAAAAAUGUGGAGAGCUUGAGGAAGGAUGCCUACGAGACUGAAAUUCAUCGGCUCCUGGGUGAGGCUGAAGUCUUGGACCACAGCAAGAACCCAUGUGAGGACUCUUUUGUGCCCAACACUGAGGGCAAGGUCUAUGUCAUGUUCAUCAGGAUGGAGCAGGAAGCAGAUUUCACCACCUGGACUCAGCUUGCCAAGUGCCUCCACAUCUGGGACCUGGACGUCCGUGGGAACCAUAAGGGGCUGUGGCGGCUUUUCCGCAAGAAGAACCACUUCCUCGUGGUGGGGGUCCCUGCCUCCCCCUACUCGUUCAAGAAGCCCUCAUCAGUGACACCGAUCUACAUGGAGCCCCCUGCCAAGGAGGAGGGGGCAGUGGCAGUGCCAGCGGUGGCUGCAGCAGAGCAGACGUGA
Molecule: messenger RNA, 1959 nt
Organism: Chaetura pelagica (chimney swift)
Lineage: Eukaryota; Metazoa; Chordata; Aves; Apodiformes; Apodidae
Gene: POMGNT1
Product: protein O-linked mannose N-acetylglucosaminyltransferase 1 (beta 1,2-)
Biological process (GO): protein O-linked glycosylation via N-acetylgalactosamine
Cellular component (GO): Golgi membrane
Molecular function (GO): beta-1,3-galactosyl-O-glycosyl-glycoprotein beta-1,3-N-acetylglucosaminyltransferase activity
Source: RefSeq, a predicted model, not a curated record